Dunckerocampus dactyliophorus (ringed pipefish) is the source of this 22209-nucleotide messenger RNA. RefSeq names its product protein ELFN1-like. Gene Ontology annotation, molecular function: protein binding. The record is from RefSeq and is a predicted model, not a curated record. Gene Ontology annotation, cellular component: plasma membrane. Lineage: Eukaryota; Metazoa; Chordata; Actinopteri; Syngnathiformes; Syngnathidae. The transcript is spliced from 5 exons. The coding region runs from base 15890 to 18550 and encodes 886 amino acids.
CAUACAGUAUGCAUUUUUUUGCAACCCGAUUUUCCACAAAUCACAACUUCAUGUGUUCUGUUUGUUUUUCAGAAUAUUACAUUUAAAAAAUGUACAGAUUUUUUUGUUAACAUUUUAACAUUGAAUAUCAAUAAAAUUACUGGGUUAUUUUUCCCCAUAAUAUUAUGAUGUUAUUGUCAUAAAAUUACAACUUUUCUCUCCAAAUUUUUUUACUGUUUUGUUGUAGAAUUAUUGCUGACUUUUCAAUGUUUUUUAAAUGUAUUUAUUGUUUUUUAGGUUUCUUGUUAAAUGAUAGCUUUUAGAAUUAUAAAAAAACAAACGUGGGCUGAAAAUGGCCCCCGGGCCGCACUUUGGACACCCCUCUGGUAGCCACUUCUGUUCAGCUGUGUAUCAUCACGAGAACCCUGCAGAUGUUUUUUAAUGCACUGUUGCUCUUUCAAGUGUUUGUGUUAAUAAAAGUCAAAUAAAACAAGAAAUUAGUACAUGAAUACGUCAUUUAAUUUAAUGUAUUCAUUUAUUAAGUAAUAAGUUAAUGAAUUAAAUUGAUUAAUAGUGAAUGAAUGAAAACAACAAACGAAAAUACUUUAAUUGGACAAUAGGAAUGAAAGUAAAGAUGCGAUGUUGGUGGAAGACACUUUUGGAAAAUGAUGACCAAAAGGGUUCGGGUUAGGAUUUGGGUUAGAAUUAGGGCUCGGGGUUAGGAUUUGGGCUCGGGUUCGGAUUUGGGCUCGGGUUAGGAUUUGGGUUAGAAUUAGGACUCAGAGUUAGGAUUUGGGUUCGAAUUAGGGCUCGGGGUUAAGAUUUGGGUUAGAAUUAGGGCUCGGGUUAGGAUUUGGGGUUGAAUUAGGGCUCGGGUUAGGAUUUGGUUUUGAAUUAGGGCUCGGGGUUAGGAUUUGGGUUAGAAUUAGGGCUCGGGGUUAGGAUUUGGGCUCGGGUUCGGAUUUGGGUUAGAAUUAGGGCUCGGGUUAGGAUUUGGGUUAGAAUUAGGGCUCAGGGUUAGGGUUGGCAAACUUUCUAAACGUCCUUUCAUUAUGUUCGUCUUGUAUUUCGUCCCAAAAAGCUUUUUUCCCUCUUGUUUCCUUCCAAUCGGUUUGCACAAACAAGGAAAGUGUGUUGCUGGGAAGAAGAGAAGGCUUGAAGCUGAGAUGAAUAAAAAGGAAGCUUUGUCGCUGCCACUCAGUCUUUGACAGCAAGCACACAAACAGCUUGAGUGGCACUGUUAGCACUUUGUGUGUGUGCGUGUGUGUGGUGUUGUGCUGGCAAGCGGCCAUCACAUGCUCCGCCUCUCUCUUCCUCCCUACCACCUCUCACUCUGUCCAAUUUGACAUAUGGGACACAAAAAGAAGCUAACAGCUAGCUGGUGUUAGCAUGUAAGGUUUAAGGCUCAACAAGGGACAGGAGUGACACAUUCAAGGUCUUCAUGGCAGUACAGUAGACUACCAAGAAGCCUCGUUGGUUUUCAUCUCGACAGUAGGUGCUCGCCACCUAGGAGCAUUCAUAGACGACACCCCGCUGUAUAAAAAAUCCCCUUCAGAAUAAAAGCACAAAGUUAAGAUGGGUGCUUGUGUGUUAAAUUGUGACUUUAUUUUCACGUGAUUGGACACAAUGGUCGACUUGCUGCGUGUGGACAUGAAAAAGUAUUGGGACAUUCUAGGUUAUACAGGAAGUGAAACGUCAAGCUUCCUCUCUUCUGGCAAGACUUCCAACAGGAUUUAUUUAGUCCAUUUGUGAGGUCAGGGUCUGAGUCCAAGAUCGAUAUCUUUGACGCCGGUCAGAAAGAGCGACUGGACGAGCUCCUCAAUCGUACACCGGAACAAGUGGCAGAAGACGAAUAUCUCACUCUGAUGCUGAGAAAUAUUCAGCAUAUCAUACACUGUCUUGACUAUGCCCAUGUCAAACUGGAUGUCUUUAUACAACCUGAUCAUGUGAUGCUUCCACUCGGCCGGAAGACGUCUGAGAUUGUCCGUGUGGGACUUGUCUCCAUUUUCAUUUUGUCCAUUUGUGAGCUCACAGGGUGGUUUGAUUGCGCUUGUGCAGCAUAUCCUGCACUCUCUCGACUAUCCCAGUGUUGUCAAAGCAAAACGACAUCAAAGUAGUGUACAGUCAUCCCUCACGAUACCGCGUUUCCAUUAUCGCUCCUUCGCUAUAUGGCGGUUUUCCAAAAAGUUAUUAAUAAAUGAUCACAAUUUCAUAUUAGUAUAUUUCAUAUUAGUAUAUUUCAUAUUAUUAGUUUUAAAAAAUGCGUAUUUAAACAAAUUGUACUUAUUCUCUGCCUAAAUCAGGCCUUUUCAAGCAUAAAAAUGGCUAAAUGAAUUCCCUAAAUGAACUCAAAAGGCAGAAGAAGCGUUGUAAUUGUGAAUGUAGUAUUCCACAUUGGCCACUAGGUGUCGCUAAUUGUUCGGUGAGAGCGGCACACACAAAGGUUCCCUAGGGAACACAUUUACUGUGACACUGCUCGAGCAGGAGUUUUAUUUGCAUCUUAUGUGGCUUAUUUGCUCUUAUUCUGUCUACUAUAUCGGCUAAUACGAGUUUAAAGCCAUUUAAAGCCCAAAGGAAGUACGCUGUCCGGAAAAGACCAACAAGGAACUGCUAACAUGUGAGUCUGUGAUCUUAUUUAUGUCUAAUAUGUUGUGUUUUCUCUGAUUAUAGCUAUUAUUUUGGGUAAUAGGUAAAGGUAAAAGGUAAAGGUGACUAUAGGGGUGUUAUUUCAUGUCUAGAGUGCUCUAAUAAUGUUAUAUAGUGUAUUUAGAAGGUGGUAAACAGGUUUUUGAUACUUAAUACAUAUGUCAUAUUUUCUCCUAUUAUGUGUACUAUAUUGGUAAUAGGAGUGUAAAGGGACCAUAGGGGGGUGAUUUCAUGUUUAGAGGGCUCUAAUAAUGUUAAAAAACAUGUUUAGAAGGUCAAAAAAAGUUUUUGUAUGUUUUAUAUCUUAUGUCUACUAUAUUGGGUGUAAAGGUGACUAUAGGGGUGUUAUUUCAUAUCUAGAGGGCUCUAAUCAUGUUCAACGGAUAGAUGGGGAUGUCAUACAACUUCAAGUCAAAAAAUCCAACUAUCCAUUUAAAAAGCUUAAUUUAUUAAUAUUGACUCAUCUUUGGUGGAAAUUGACUUAUCGCGGUCGGGUCUGACACCAAUGAACCGCCAUCAACGAUGAUUGGAUGUCUAUCCCAUGCUUGGAUCAUGUGAUGCGACGCGGAGGGCUUCAGUCGAUUUCUUCCACACCAAACUCAUCCCAGCAUGCCUUGAUGGGCCUUGCCGUGUGACGAGGCGACAGAUGGACAAAUGAGAAAACGACGGUGGACGCUGUUAGUGUUGCACUUGAGCGUGUCCACCAAACGUCCACGCAUCCAUACUAAACGUCCACUCUAGCAAGCCUACUUAAGACCGCCAUCACUUUCAUGCAGGGAUUCUCAAAGAUCCGCUGGGCUCCACGUCUUCCUCUCUUCCCUCAUAGAUCAUGGUGUGUGUGUGUGUGUGUGUGUGUGUGUGUGUGUGUGUGUGUGUGUGUGUGUGUGUGUGUGUGUGUGUGUGUGUGUGUGUGUGUGUGUGUGUGUGCGUGCGUGCGUGCGUGCGUGCGUGCGUGCGUGCGUGCGUGCGUGUUGAUACUGUCCAUCAGUGUGUGCAAAAUAAAGAGGCUGACAAAUCCUUUUAUGUCAUGACGUGCACAUCAAGGCGCCAGCGUUUGUUUGUCUGCGACGCAGCGUGGCUUUUACACAUGCUUAUAUCUUCAACACGAGUGUGUGUCCUAGCCCAACUACACUGUGUCAAUGCGUGUGUGCGCAUGUAAGUGUUUGUGUGUGUGUGUGCUCUUGGCCAAGAGUGUGAAAUCACAUUACGUGUGUUAAAACCCUCUUUGGACCCGUGGAGACGACACACAGACACACACACACACACACUUCCACACGUGCUCUUUGUGUACCUGUGCUGAUGUGUAUCAUGUUGUUGUGGUUCUUUUUUAUAUGUUGUGUUUCCAUCAAAUGAAAGUAAUAAUGACAAUGAUAAUUAUGACUAUAUGUAUAUAUUUAUGUAAAUGGUGAUUAUGUUCCUUUCAGGAGUCUUUGUACGUCAAGGACGCCAAAUUCCAGUCAAAAAAUGAAUAAUGAUAAUACAGUAUAUGCUAAUAUUAAAUAAAUAUAAUUAAAAUGUACUCAUUUUCUCAAAUUUAUAUGCAAACACUAUACGAAGAAGUAUAUUUUACUGAUAAGUCAUGAUUAUAUACAGUCGUCCCUCGUUUGUAGCGGUCAAUUAAUCCCUGACCCGACCGCAAUAAAUGAAUUUCCUUGAUAUAGGAUUAAAUGUUGAAAGGAAUAGUUUUGUAGUUACAGCAUAGAAAACCUGUUCAUGACUUUCUAAAUAAGCUUUUUAACAUGAUUAGAGCACUGUAGACAUGAAAUAACACCCCUAUAGUCACCUUUACACUCAUAUUACCCGAUAUAGUAAAUAUAAGAGAAAAUAAGACAUAAUAAGCAUAGAAAAUAUUUACCACCUUCUAAAUAUGCUUUUUAACAUGAUUAGAGCCCUCUAGACAUGAAGGAAAAGGCUUCUUGAGACGUCAUCUGUACUUCUGUGAAGAAGGCGUCGGACGUUUCGCUCCUCAUCCGAAGAGCUUCGUCAGCGAACUAAUAAGUGCUGGUAGCUUAGGCCUUAAAUACAGUAAGAGUGGGCAGAAUUGGUGUGCCAACACCCUCCUCCUAUUGGUUCCUUACACUAAGCCACUAAGAGGAACGGCCUCCCCAAUCUGAACCCGUGCGGUGUGAUUUUGUUGGACUUCUCUGCGAACCACAGUUUGUCCAUCACAAUCACCAUGUUCGAACAUAAGGAUGUCCAGAAGUGCACAUGGCACCAGGACACCCUAGGCCGCAGGUCUAUGAUCGACUUUCUAGUCGUAUCAUCAGACCUGCUGACGGCGACUGAGGAUAUAGUCGGUAUAGACGGUGGAAGGAAUACUUUGACGCCCUUCUCAAUCCCAUUGACAUACCUUUCAUAGAGGAAGCAGAGUCAGAGGACACGCCAUCCAACGCGGACAGUUCCAUCACCGUGGCUGAGGUAUCUGGGGUAGUCAAAACGCUCCCCAGUGGCAAAGCUCUGGGGGUGGAUGAGUUUCACCCUGAAUUCCUCAAGGCUCUGGAUGUUGAGGGACUGUCUUGGCAGACAUGUCUCUUUAACAUUGCGUGGAAGUCGGGAACAGUACCUCUGCAUUGGCAGACUGGGGUGUUGGUCCCCUUUUUCAAGAAGGGUGACCAGAGGGUGUGUUCCAACUCUAGAGAGAUCACACUCCUCAGCCUCCCUGGUGCUGGAGAGAAGGGUACGACCGUUAAUCGAACCUCGGCUACAAGAGGUGCAAUGUGGUUUUCGUCCUGGUCGCGGAACACUGGACCGGCUCUACACCCUUGCAAGGGUACUGGAGAAUACUUGGGAGUUUGCACAACGGGUCUACAUGUGAUUCGUGGACUUGGAAAAGGCAUUCGACCGUGUCCUGUGGGGGGUGCUCCGCGAGUAUGGGAUUGGUGGCGUGCCAUUCAGUCCUUGUACAAUCGGAGCAGGAGCCUGGUUCGCAUUGCCAGCAGUAAGUCAAGCCUGUUUCCGGUGAACGUUGGCCUCUGCCAAGGCUGCCGUUUGUCACCGAUUCUGUUCAUAAUUUUCAUAGACAGAAUUUGUAGGCGCAGCCAAGAAGUCGAGGGAGUCCAGUUUGAUGGCCUUAGGAUCCCGUCCCUAUAUUUUUGCAGACAUUGUGGUCCUGAUGGCCUCAUCAGGCUGUGACCUGCAGCCUUUACUGGGACAGUUUGCAUCUGAGUGUGAAGCUUCUGGGAUGAGACUCAGCACCUCCAAAUCCAAGGCCAUGGUUCUCAGUCGGAAAAGGGUGGAUUGCUCCCUCCGGGUUGGGAAUGAGGUCCUGCCCCAGGUGGAGGACUUCAAGUAUCUCGCGGUCUCGUUCACGAGUGAGGGAAGGUUGGAGCGUGAGGUCGAUAGGCGGAUCGGCGCAGGGUCUGCAGUAAUGUGGUCGCUGUACCGGACCGUCGUGGUGAAGAGAGCUGAACCGGAAGGCAAAGUUCUCAAUUUACCGAUCGAUCUGUGUUCCCACCCUCACCUAUGGUCAUGAGCUUUGGGUCGUGACCAAAAGAACGAGAUCGCAGAUACAAGCGGCUGAAAUGAGUUUCCUCCGUAGGGUAGCGGGACUCACACUAAGAGAGGGUGAGAAGUUCAGUCAUCCGGGAGGAGCUCAGAGUAGAGCCGCUGCUCCUUCACAUCGAGAGGAGCCAGUUGAGGUGGCUCGGGCAUCUAGUCCGGAUGCCUCCCGGACGCCUCCCUGGUGAGGUGUUGUGGGCAUUCCGCUGGAGGAAUUAUGUCUCUGGCCUGGGAACGCCUUGGUGUCCUCCCGGUGGAGCUGGAGGAGGUGGCCAGGGAUCGGGAACUCUGGGGCUUCCCAACUGAGACUGCUGCCCCCGCGACCCGGACCCGGAUAAGUGGAGGAAAAUAGAAUGGAAUGGAAUAGAACAUUAUUAGAGCCCUCUAGACAUGAAAUAAGACCCCUAUAGUCACCUUUACACUCCUAUUACCCAAAAUAAUAGAUAUAAUCAGAGAAAAUACAAAAUACACAUUGAAAAUAUGUUUACCACCUUCUAAAUAUGCUUUUUAACAUGAUUAAAGCCCUCUAGACAACAAAUAACACCCUUCUAGUCACCUUUACACACAUAUUACCCAAUAUAGUUGACAUAAUAGGAUAAAAUAAGACAUUAAGCAUAGAAAAUCUGUCUACCACCUUCUAAAUAUCCUUUUAAACAUUAUUCUUUAAUAAUGUUAAAAAAGACAUGAAAAAGCACCCCAUAGUCAUAUUUACACUCCUGUUACCCAAUAUAGUAGACAUAAUACGAGAAAAUGUCAUAUAAAACAUAGAAAACCUGUUAACCACCUACUAAAUAUGCUUUUCAAAAUUAUUAGAGCUCUUUGGACAUGAAAUAAGACCCCUAUAGUCACCUUUACACUCCUAUUACCCAAUAUAGUAGACAUAAUAAGAGAAAACACAUUAAGAAUAUAAAAUCUGUUUACCAUUCUAAAUACACUUUAUAACAUUAUGAGCCCAUUAUGAACCCCUUUGUGUUUUUCUGGAAUAGCUGAAUUGGAUUGUGUUUAAACCCUACUGACCAAGGUGAUGCAAGACCCUUGCUCCCUCGUGUAUGAAGCAGGCACACCUCCCUACCUGACUACCCCAUGUAAAGGGUUGAAUCUACCCCAUUGAGUGAGAGACCUCUAAGUCAAGAGCGAGGGGAACUCGCCCAGGUAUUCACGGCCUGUUCGUGCAGAGACGGCCCUGCUGCUUCCGGACCGCUUUAUGUUCUACGUGACACCGGACCCUCUAAAUGGUUUGCUGCAAUCGACAAGGACCUGGGCUCAUUUACCUAUUCGCGAUCAGACAGAGGGACGUUAUUUCUUUGGGAAAGAACUGAUUCGGUUAACGUCUGUUUCGGUUCGAGGCGGACCUUCUGGAAGGAAUCGAUGACGCUAACCAAGGUUUCACUGUAUGUACAUACUGUAUAUAAAACAUACGGGUAAAGGUAAUGAUUCUUUAUAUUUAGAGAAAGAGUCUAUACUGCGUGUAGUGAAUGUGUGUUGUGUAUUUUCAUAGCGUGAAGAUGACUUCCUCUUCCUUGAAAUGCAAAUGUUGAUUAAAAAAAAAGUAACUGGGCCUUAAGGUCAGGCAUCAAGUAUAUUUAUUCUUUUCCCCGCAGCACCGAGUCUGCACAUGAAAGUGGUCAAGUCUUUUCAUUUGCACAAAUGUCUUUUCUUAAAGCGUGCUGACGCAGCCUCGGGCCUGCUGAUGAAAAGCUCAUGCCGCCAUCAUAACUUUUACUUUUACCUAAAUGAAACACGCAUGAUGAUGAUGAUGAUGAUGAUGAUGCUUUCAGCUUCAACUUAAAAGCUGACAUGACAUAACAUGUGUAGGACACAUGUAGUGUAUGUUCCCUUUGCUAGUGCAUAACAGCACCUUAGCUUCUUCCAAGACUCCAAGUUGGUCCAUGUAGCUUACAAAAACACCUACAACACGUCAGCAAUGUUCACAAAAACACCUUCAAGACUCAAAACUAUCCUUAUCGUUUAUGAAAACGCCGACAUUACACGUAUGCUAAUUUCUUCCAAUGCACGCAUUUGUCUUUGAUGUUUGCAAAAUUACCUACCGCUUCCUCAAGACUCCAAACUACCUUUGAUGUUUACCAAAACCUGUCACCUUUUGCAUUCUUAGGGGAAAAGAAGAGAAAUUCUGGUGCAAUUUCAAGUUAGCUUUCAUGAAAGUUAAAUGUUGAAACAAGAGGGCGCCGGAAAAGAAGGGCAAAAUACUGUAGUCUCGCGGUGAAAACAGGAGGACUGUGGGUAUGCGUCAGCUUCAUCGAAGAAGAGUGUAAAUUGUCUUUGAUGUUUACAAAACGCGUCAGCGUCUUUAAAGACUCUACACGGUUUUCAAUAAGUAUCAUUUGUUACCAUUUCCAAAACCAUGUGCGUUACUUAUGUUGAAGACUCUAAAUUGUGUUUCCAAAAAAAUCGUACAUUCGGCUUAUUCAGGUCUAAAUUGUCUUCAAUCGUCUUUUCUGUUUACAAAAACAAGUUUGUAGCGUCGUCUUUGAUGUUGGCAAAACCACGGACCAUUCAUUCCUUCAUCACUCUACAACAUGGUUCUUUGAAGAGCAGUUAUCAAGCUUUCCAAUCAGAACCCCUCCUUUGUCCAAGAAGAAAAAAUGUGUAGAUUACGUUCUUUGAAAACAAUAAAUUGUCUUCUUCGUUCCGAGAAAUGUUAGGUUCUUCAAGGACUCCCGCUUGUCUCUGAGGGUUUCAUUUUGGCCAGUACUCAAAACCAUCUUCACUGUUUAUAAAAAAUGAACAACUUCGGUUUCAGGGUUCAAAAAUAGCUUUAUGUUCUUUGACAAGCAUAAAUUGUUCCAAUGUUUCCCAGUCUUCUUUCUCUUAUCCGAUAUUAUCGGACAUCACUAAUUAUAUUAUAAUUAUAUAACUUUUUCCCCAACUUAAUUUUCCAAAAAUUACAACUCUAUUUCGUUAUGUUUGUCGUCUCCUAAUAUUACCAUAAAAAAACAUCUUUCUUUAAUAUUUAAACUUUAUGCUACAUAAUAUUCCGUUAUUUCAGUAAAAUUGUUCCUUUAGAUUACAUUUUUUCCUCUUAAUAUUUUGACUUUAUUCUUAUAAAAUUAUUGAAGAUUUUUUUUCUUUUUUUGCUGUUUUUUUGCUUGUCUUAGUUUUCCUGUUAAAUGCUCUUUUAGGCCUAUUAAAAACAGCUGUGGGCCAUGAAUGGCCCCCAGGCCGCCCUUUGGGCCCCUGCUCUGUGUGUCAGUUGUGUGAUUGGCAGGUGUAGGGUGUGUCCCAGAUCACAGGAAGUGGAGGUGUUGGUGUGUCGGUUCCCCACAGCGUGAAUGUCGCCCCAUUCACAGUCGUCACAUGCGUCCCCCACCUCCGCUUCCCGUCCCCUCUUUGUUCCCUUUCUCCUCCGAAUACUAAAAGAGCUUACGUAACGGCGGUUGGCUCGGCCGCCGCAGAGGAUCAUCCGUCGCAUCUUGCAGCCCCCCCCCCAACUCGUUGGUGGAGUAAUUUACAUGAGCAGCGGAUGGACGCUCGCAUGUUGAGGUGUGACGAGGACGUAAUCGAGUUUGUUUAGAUCCUUCCUGCCUCUCGGCAGCCAGCCAGCAGGCACUUGAAGACUUGUGUAAUAGAAAUGUCUGUCACGCUCUGUCUUGCCGUGUCUCUUAUAGAAAUGUCCAUCAUAGCCAAGCCCCCCCAACCCCUCUAGUUCCUAAUCCCAGAGGCAUCAGAAGGAGGAGACGUUGUCGGCCAUCAAGGAUGUGUGGCGUUAUUUCACUGGAAGUCAAUCACUGUGUUGACAGGGACGAAUGGGGGUGGGGGGUGGAAGGGUCAUGAGAGUCACAACAAACCACAUUGCCAAAGAUGUCUUGAAACUGUAGCCAAUCAGAGCGUCCGCAGGCUUUACGAGGUGUCGUCACGCCCGUCCUCCUCUUCGCUUCCUGCUCCGUCCCGCGUGUCGUUUACGCCCGGUGAUGCGCGUACGCUCGUGCACGUUGAUGUCUGACAUCCCACGGCGCCACAAAGGUUUUCAGGCGAAGCCACGUGAUUAAUUUGUCCGUCUGAACGUGGACGGUAGGGUGUCAGCUUCAAUGUUCUUCUUCUACUCCUCUCGCGAUGCACACAACAGGGUGGACGUCUGUCCAAACACGCACCCCUGCUCUGUUGCCUGUGCUAUUAUUUUCCUGACAAGUACACCACGUGGUGGCGCGCUUAUUAAAACCCGGAUUGACUCAAUGCACGGACCACAACCCAUAAGGGGCGCCACAAAUGGCAUUUACACUCCACCUCCAUGUUGGUUCUGUCCAGUUGCCACAUUUUGUUCACAAAUGCUUUGUUGAUGUGCUUUUUUGUGUUAAAGAGACAGGACACCCAUUUUUACAUUGGGGAAACCAAGCAGCCACUGAGCAGGCACAUGGCACGACUAACUCUUCAUGUCAAGACUCUGCGGUCUACCUGUGCCUCAAAAAGAAAGAGCACUCUUUUGAGGACAAAAAUGUCCACAUGCUGGACAGAGGAGGAAGACGGUUUGAAGGAGGAGUGAGUGAAGUCAGCUUUGAACAGGGGUGGGGUCUACCUUUCUCCCACAUACAAUGCUGUCCUUUCAUCCUUUCCUAAAAGACUAAAGACUAAAGACUCAGGUGGGUCCAUGACCAUCAUUACAUCUAAAUUGGAUGCUAACCAAGGUGAUACCACCCAAACCACCAUUGUUGGCGGGCAGACGCCCCACUCUCAGACUAGAGCUGUCCUAUCUAGUCUGACUGGUGAGUGUCCCGCCUAGUCUUUGAGGAUGAACUGAUGAAGCCUGACGGAAUGAGAGGCCAAACAUCUUGUAAAACAACCUGAACAGUCCAGUUGUGAGUGACUGAAUAAGAAUAUUCACAGGCGCCUUUAAGAGUGCAUUCCAUGCCAGUAGGUGGUGCUAUGACUAAGCCAUUGUUUUUAAUGUGUGGUUCGCACAGAAACAUCACAGGGCCACCGUGGAUUAAUUGAGAUUAACCACGGUUAAUCCACUUGCCAUCAAUAGGGCCAUUAUGUUAGUUGUUGAUUCAGACGUCACGGUGCGCAUCAAUCAUGCAAAUGAAUGAACGAAUGCAUGCAUGACCAUUUUGGGGUUUUUGUUGUCCUUUCAAAUUUGCUGUCUUUCUGAAAGCAGUCUAAUUUAAAAAAAAAAAAAAAAAAAGAUUGAACUCUAACUCUAACACUAAUCCCAACCCUUAACCCUUAACCCUUAACCCUUAACCCUAACCACUGAUCCUGCAUACACACGGGCCAGUGGCGACACAACCAAUCAGGAUUUAUCUCGUUCCAUGUGUACCAUGUCAAACUGGACCAGACGUUUGACAAAGACGUAGCUAUACAGUGUCGUUUCCAUGGAAACAGCCCCUUAAUCUCCUUGGCGGAGGUAACGAGAUUACAGCCGUCGAGGCUGAAAGGCAGCGGGGGCGAGCGUGCCGCAGAUGAACCUUUAAGAUAAGGCCGGCGUGGAGCGGAGGAUGGAAGGACAGAAAAGAAGGGGAAAAAUGGAGCCUGACAACUCCCGCGGCUUCAUCUCGCGCUCCUCCAGCGACGCCUUUCAACGCCACCGCCGAAUCCACUUUGUGAAUCUCUCCGCCAGCCUUUAAGCAGACAACUUUACACCGACGAGCGCGGCGCCUCAUAAAGAGCGACUGUCAUGGCUGCCGGCAACAAAGAGAAUACGAAGCGCGGGCGUCCGCAUUUGUGACACAAAUACCUCAAUUAUUUGGCAAGCCGGCCCAAAAUAGACGCGCAUCAUCAGCGGGCUCCGAGACAACAUGCAUGCAAAUACGUAUUCCCCCUUUCUUCUUACGUGAUCUUGUGGAGAGCUGAGAAGCUUCAGGCCUCACUCAGGAACGUUUCACUUUCUGGCAUCUGAUGGCUGCACUUGCUUUGCUUUUUGCUUUUUGCUUUUUGCUUUUUGCUUUGGACGUCACUGCAGCCCGAAGUCCUCAAGAUGCUCUCAGACGUUUCAUAUACUUCUUCUUGCUCAUACGGUCGCUUCUCACGCGAGGAGAACGGGGUCGCAGGGUUCGACAAGUCGUAGUGAAGACCUUUUAAGAGCUUAUUCGAGACAACGUAGACUCAUUCCACAUCCAAGCCAUGAAGCAUGAAGGAAAAUCUGCACAGGUCCUUUUAGUUCCGCUUUGGGUUAGUCAUGUUGUGCGAUACCAGUGAUUUCGUUUCCGAUCCGAUACUGAGCAAAAUUCAGGCUGGUAUUGGCGAUACCAACCUGAUACUGAUACUUCAAAGGUGCAAAUUCACCUAAUGUGUCUGGUAAAUUGGUAGAAGUUGUGCAUUUCAUAUCAUAGCACAGACAUUCAUUCAUUCAUUCAUUUGAAUGAAUUCAUAAUGCUAAUGUUAUGAAUUAUUCAUUUGAAUUUGAAUUCAUAAUGUGGCAGUGACCUAGGCAGUAAGGUCCCGACCUGGGUCCCAGAAACUGCCCCGCCCACUGGGUUGUCGCUCAGCCUCCCCCCUUCCCCCCACGCCCACCCUUGGGUAAGGGCAGGAAGGAAGAGGGUGUGUUUAAAAGUUCUUUAGGGUCUUUGGUGUGUACCCUGCUUCAUUGUUUCCUCAGAGAGCUCACCGCCAACACCUGGCAUCCCAGGUGUGUGCUUCACUCUUGCUUUGAGCCCGGCAGGGGUCCUUGCGCUUGAUCCAAAGCCACUGGCUGCUUCUUUCGGCCGCUUCAGAGACCGAUGGUAGAGGAAGCCACAAAACCUCUGCAUCCUACUUCAGCUGGAUAGCCCUUGGCCUUCCCUCCUCGUUGUUGUGCAUCUGCUGCCAGAUCUGUGUAGCGCAGCUUCUUUUGUUCGUAGGCCUCUUGGGAGGAAUCCUCCCAUGGGACCGUGAGCUCUAUGAGUGAAGGGGACAUAGCACCAAGUCUGGCCUGAGGGUGGUGGUUGCAAUCUCUGGGGGAAAGAUUAGUUGCUUGCCAAUAUCAAGUAGCAUCGUCCAACCCCGGGCCACGGCUAGCUGGCUAGUUUCUGGUUUGGUAGGGGGGUGUUUGGGCAAUGAACAAUAAAAAUAAAAUAAGUAAUAUAAUAAAAGCAUUCCAAUGAAAUGAGGGAAAGGCUUCUUGAGACGUCAUCUGUACUUCUGUGAAGAAGGUGUCGGACGUUUCGUCCUCAUCCGAAGAUCUUCAUCAGCUGGUGCUGGUAGCCUCGGCCUUAAAUACAGUAAGAGUGGGCGGAAUUGGUGUGCCAACACCGUCCUCCUAUUGGUUCCUUACACUAAGACGAAAUGAAUGAAUAACUCUCAAGAGCUACUUUAUUCACAAGUCACACACGGCUCCGUUUCAACAGACCAACGUUUCAGACUUCAAAUGACUAUCGAAAGUAUUGAUAUUUUCAUUUGAGAAUCGAUUUUAGAGCAUGAAGAGCUGGUAUCAUAAUUAGCUAUUAACUAUCACUAUGGGUUAGGGUUAGGGUACCCAAAAAUGUAAACAUUAAAGAGUGGGAUCGUAUUGAAGACAUUUUAUGAGAUUAGAAGUGAAUUUAAGGCCUAAAUUCAAAGAAUUGGAUUUUAGACACGUUGUGUCUAGCCUAGCUUGUCACAGCAUCCAAUACAAGCACUUAGGAGUUAGGAGUUAGGAGUUAGGGGGUUAGGGGGUUAGGGUUAAAGCGUUAGUGCAAGUGGAGUUUGUCUUUGCGACUGAGGCUCUUAUCUAAGAUAAUAAUGCUCACCUGUGAUGGACACUGACUUCACACAGGUGAACAUUGACGUUUGAACAAAAUGUAAACGCCCAAUUUGUUUGAAUUUUCAAAUUAUUUAUGCAAAAACAAAGUUGGAAAUGGGAAAUAAUUCCAUACUGCGGACGUCAUCACAUCAUCGGACAUCCCUAGUUCCUGGCCUUUUCCAAACAGUUUUGAUCGCCUCUGUUGUUAGCGCUCUGUUAGCAGCUGGACCUUUUGUUUGCAAGACAAACGUGUUUGAUGAAACUUUGUAAAGACUGAACUUGCCUUGGUUGCUUUUAGAUCACAAACAAAGAUUCUACGAUACAAAAAGUGUGCAGACAUUUUUUCUUAAUUUAAAGAAAGUGCUAGCAAGGAUUUGUUUAGAUGUAAUGAUGUUGCGUACGCGGCGCUGGAACGUAAACUCCAAAGCCAUCAAUGGUUACUUUCCAACAAGACGUCAACAGUGUUACACGGUUCCCGUUAAGAUUCCAUCACACUGAGACUAAACCAUCAAACAAGGGCAGAAAAACACAAAUUCAAUUGUCUUUAUAUUUCAAGGAAAGUGAGCCAUGUUGGAAUUAGCGUUGCCUGGAAAUAUUACUGAGAUUAAAAUCCCUGCACACUCCUGGAUUUUUGGUGGAAAAAAUAGGCCACAGAAAACACAUCAUUCAUCGUAAGUGCGUAAUCAUUUAUAAAUACUUUGCACUUUGAAUUUCAUAACUUCACUCUAUCACAUUCAUUCAAAAUGAUUGUGCCAGCCUGCAAACACUAAAGCUAAUCCCGCACAAUGCCAAGCUAACAACAAGCACAGACACACACUGCUACACAACCUGGAACUUGAAAUGCCACAGAGGGUGAGUCCACGUGUACUCGCAUCCAAAGCAGUGACUGCUGAUGAUGUACAGUGUGGAGGUUGGCUUGGACGCUAUGAAUCUUGCACGAAGACGUGAUACUGAGCGCUGAGGAAAUGUAACAGGCAUGUAUCACAAGGAACAUGAAGGACCAGAAGGAACAUGAGUGCAGAUGAUGAAUGAUGCAACAUGGGCGCACACGCACACACACACACACACAUAGUGAUGUGAUACUAUGAUGUUAGCUGGUACAAAUGUGUUUACGAUGAAAGGAUACGAAGGGCCAUGCAAGUCACUCCAAGAAGGAAGUCAAGCGGAAAGCAGACAUCCGUCGCUUCCAGCAUCUUCUCUUCACCCCAGUUUAACCCUUGCUGCAAACUACAACAAUGCACAAGUCAGCAUUAUUCUGCCAGCCAGGACAGACUGUUUGCAUUGGAUGUCAUCGUUGUGGCCUUGAGUAAAGACUUUGGCUUCAUGUCGAGCACCCAUUGGAACCAAUUCUGGUACUUUACUUGCCUUUUAUGGAGCCGGGGCUUUGAGGGGAUCUGGUUUGGUGGCUGCAGGAUUGGGUCUCUGCCUUUUGCAAAUGAUGUGGUGGAUGAGAAUCAGCGCCUCCGAGUCCGAGUCCAUGGUUCUCACCUGGAAAAGGGUGGCAUGCCAUCAUUAGGGAUGAGGUCCUGCCCCAAGUGGAGGAGUUAAGUACCACAUGAGUGAGGGAAGGGAACACGAGAUGGACAGGCGGAUUGGUGCGGCGUCUGCAGUGAUGCAGACUCUGCUGCAUCGGUCCGUUGUGGUGAAGAGGGAGAUGAGCCAAAAGGCAAAGCUCUCAAUCUACGUUCCUACCCUCACCUAUGGUCAUGAGCUUUGGGUAGUGCCCGAAAGGACACUACCCAAACACACUACCCAAACAUUUCGGCCACAAGUGGCCGAAAUGUUUUUUUUCUGUAGGGUGGCUCGUGCGGGAAAAACUGGGAAUAGAACCACGGAUCCUCCACAUUGAGGGGAGCCAGGUGAGGCGGCCUGGGCAUCUGGUCAGGAUGCCUCCCGGGCGGUUCAGGGCACAUCGGACCGGGAUCCAGUCUGCUCUGAAAACUCACAGCACUGAGCAAUGAGGAAAAGGGACAGGAAGUGCUCGUCCAAUCAGAGAGGCAGACGCCCACGAAGGACAUGAGGGUCGACCACUCGGGACCGAUUUAAAAACCUAAAGGAGCCUUGGUGGAUUCCUGACACAAGCUUGUGAUAUUCUAGAAGAAACGUCUCUUCUAAAUGUGUUCAUCCAUAAGUAAAUGUCCCAUGGCGACAACCUCUCGGCGACUUUCUCCGAUGGAUACCCUGGCGCCGUCCCCUCAGACCCAGAAGGCAGCACCGGGAGGGCUGAGACGAAGCGGGACUUCUAGGUUGACAUUCCUCGGCUGGCUGGCACUGCUCUCCGUCUUGGGCUUACCGACGGUUGCGGCCGAUUGUUGGCUCAUCGAGGGGGAGAAAGGCUUCGUGUGGUUGGCCAUCUGCAGCAUGAACCAGCCGCCCUACGAGGCCAUACCCUCGCACAUCAACAGCACCAUUGUGGACUUGAGGCUGAAUGAGAACAAGAUCCGCUCGGUCCACUAUUCCUCUCUCAGUCGCUUUGGCAACCUCACCUACCUGAACCUCACCAAGAACGACAUCAGCUAUGUGGAGGACGGAGCUUUCUCUGCACAGUUCAACCUGCAGGUUCUCCAGAUGGGCUUCAACAAACUGAGGAACCUGACAGAGGGGAUGCUGCGAGGGCUGGGGAAGCUUCAGUACCUCUACCUGCAAGCCAACCUCAUCGAGACGGUCACGCCCAACACCUUCUGGGAGUGCCCCAACAUUGAGAACAUUGAUCUCUCCAUGAACAGGAUUCAGGUGCUGGAUGGCAGUUUGUUCUCUGGACUUUCCAAGCUGACCACUUGCGAACUUUACACCAAUCCCUUCAAUUGCUCCUGCGAGCUGCUGGGCUUCCUGCGCUGGCUUGGCGCCUUCCCCAACAGGACCAGCGAGAGGAUGGUGUGCGACUCCCCUCAAGGAUUCUCAGGUUACAACCUCUUGAGCCAAAAUCCCCGCAUGCCCACGCAACGCAACGCCCUGCACGUGCUCAGUUUAGUCUGCACAGAGGUCGGCGGUAACGCUACAUCUUUUUACAUCAACGGCUUGUUAGACGUCACCACCCUGUCCCCAGAUUUCUCCCCAUGUGGACUGGACGACUGCGCUUCGGGCACGCCUCCCGACGAGGUGAUCUAUCACACCAUUUUCACGGAAACCAACCCCAUCAUGACUCUGAAGCAGGUGCUGCACUCGAGCGCUGUGAUCACGGUGGAGAUCCCUCAUCCCUACAGAAAAAUGUACAUCCUGAUGCUUUACAACAACAGCUUCUUCACUGAUAUCCAGAAGUUGAAGAAUCAAAGAGAAGAUAUCGAGCUGAAGAACUUAAAACCCAACACGGACUACACAUACUGUGUGGCCUCCAUACGCAACUCUUUGCGCUUCAACCACACCUGUCUGACCAUUUCCACUGGCCGUAGGGGAGGACCAGAAAGGGUAGCCAAUCAGUCGUCAGCAACCCACUACAUUAUGACUAUUCUAGGAUGCUUAUUCGGAAUGCUGCUCUUCCUCGGACUUGUUGUCCACUGCCUGAGAAGGAGGAGGAUCAUGGAGGAGAAGGAGCGCAAGAUGAGCAGGAUACAGAGAACUCUGAUAGAGCUCAAGUACGGUGGUGAAGGGGAUAUCGAAGGAGGGAGUGGCGGUCCUGUUUCUCAGAAGCUUGCCAGCGGGGACAGUCUGUCCAGGAUGCCCUACCUACCUCAGGGUGCCGAGAUAGAUCCAUACCAGCUGCAGGAGGUGGUGGAAACGCCCCCACACAAGCCUGCUAAGCUUAACUACAUGGAGGUCAGAGGGUCCGGCGUGGAGCGAGAUAUGUCGCCGCAAGCCAACCCCCAGGGAUCUGUUGCAGAGAUCUCCACAAUCGCUAAAGAAGUGGAUAAAGUGAACCAGAUCAUCAACAACUGCAUAGAUGCUCUCAAGUCUGAAUCUACCUCUUUCCAACAGGGGAUCAAAUCCCCAUCUUCAGCAGGUGGAGGUGCUGUGUCCACAGCAGAGCCACAGUUGGUGCUCCUCUCUGAGCAAGGAGAGCGAGGAGACAGAGGAGGUGAGUUCCUCUCCCCGGUCUAUAAGGGAGGGAGAGGAGGGCGAGGCUACCAUCACUCACUGCAACGACACCACAGCAUGGAGGCUCCCCCGACCUCCAAGCGGCCCAGCACAUCCUCGUCUCCUGGUUCUGCCCGGAGCCCACGCUCAUUCCACUCUGAAGGAGCCUAUCACGCCUCAGAGACUCGCUACAUCGAGAGGACCUCGCCUGGAGAGAGAGGAGACAGGGGAGGUGAGGAGACCAUCCGCACUGUCAAUCCGGCAGCCGCUAUCCUGCGAGCCGAAGCCCAGAGAAUCCGUCAGUACCACGAGCACCGCCACUCCUACCCCGGCUCCCAGCAACACCUCCAGGAGCUGCAGCACCACCCCCAGAUCAUGCAGGAGCUUCACUACCACCCUGGCGGUCGCAAGCCCUCCGUGUUAGACCCGCUCACACUCAGCCGGCAGGCCAAGCAGCGAGAGUUGGCCUACUCGCAGCUGGCGCCGCACUACCCUCUGUCACCGCAGUACCACAACCUCAGCUACUGCUCCAGCCCCGAGGAGGACGAGGAGGAAGAAGAGGAAGGGCUACUCUGCACCCCGACUCUCGGACUGUGGGAGCGCUUCAAACUGCACCGCAAAAGGCACCGGCAGGCGUCUAUGGAGGACGAGGGCUACGUGGCGGCCGGGCAUGCGCUGCGGAGGAAGGUUCAGUUCGCCAAGGAUGAGGAUCUCCACGACAUUUUGGACUACUGGAAAGGGGUGUCGGCCCAGCAAAAGGCCUGAGGGAAACCUACACUGUGGACACAGACAUGUAAAUAUACACAAACUCAGAAACCAGGGUGUGAAGGAAUCGACACACAUCUUUCAAAGCCUUCUCAAAAACAUGUCAUGGAGGACCAAAGUGGAGUUAUAUACAACCACAAAAUUCAUAACUUAUACAGAUUUCUUUUCUAAUGUAAUGGAACUCACAGCUCAAACAUAUGUAGCUCUUUGUAUGUUUUCAGUGAGGGGAGAACAAGUUAGCGGGCGACACGUCCUGAAAUUUGACUUAGCUUAGACAGGAAGGGACUGACGACUUUUUGUUUUUACACUCAGCAAAAGACAUGAUUCAAAAACAUUCUCAGGAUGGGUCGCCCGGCAACGCUAAUGCCCUUUUUCCACCGCACUACUCGGCUCGACUCGUUAGUAAUGAGUUUUCACUGGCAAAUCCUCUGAGGUACUAUUUGUAGUAGCGCUGGUAGAUUGUUGAUGGAGGAUAUUCAGCGUCAUCGUGGAAUUGAUGCCAGCCAGCGUGGCUGCAAGAGUGUACGUUGGUAAACCUCAUUCUCUGAACCUUGAGAGGUGUGCUGGGUGUCGAGUUGCCAGUCCAGCCUUUUAGCUCGAUGCCUAGCGCUCUCGACUUUCAUUCUGAAAGGUCCUUGGUUUGAGUCAACAGCAGUGUGCAGGGCUGGCUGAACCAGGCGGUUACAACCGCAUACGUGAGAAAACAUACUUAUAGUGUUGCCACGUCUGCAACUUGCAACACAAGAGCCGUUCUACUCCAUUGUUAGCGCGUCUUGACCAUCAGAGAAGUUUCCCAUGACUACGGAGCCAGCGCUACUUAGAGUGGAAAAGCGAAACCCCCAAAGCGGGCCGAGCCAAGCUGAACCGUGUUGGUACCAUGCAGUGGAAAAGGGGUCAUAAGAAGGCGCUUGGAGAACUCACAGAAAAGUGAGUUCGGUGUAACGUGCCAAAAGCCAACAAGGGAUAGCGGAGUCCUUUUCUAGCAUCUCCUUGCUUUUAUAUAGAGAAUUUGAAGAAAAAGAUAUUCCAAUAUGUUGCUAUUAUUCUUAUUCUUACUACUAUGAAUUCUUCUUCUUACUGUUCCUACAAUCCUCAUCGUUACUCCUCUAUUAUUUCAAUGUGGCAUGGCUCCGUGGUGGCGUGACUGUGCCCUGACUGGUCGGAACCUCUCAGCCGAGGAAGACACAACAACAACAAGAGACGUUUGAGCGCAUCUUUCUACCAGGAGGUAGCUCCUCGGCUAACAAAAGGACACGCUGUCCAGAUGUGAGCUAAAAAAGUUCUAUAUUUGCAGCAGAGGUUUGUACCAUGUGCUUUUUGAAAACUGUUAGUUAGUUAGCCACCUGCUCAGUUACAAUGGUUUUUUUUUUAUUAUUUUGACGUUGAACUUAAAAAAACAACAACAAAUCUUCAAGUGAAUGUCUUUAAUUCCCACAAGGGGAAACCUAUCUGCACUGUUUAAAAAAAAAAAAAAGCAAAGGAAAAAAGAGCUAGAACUCUUGUCGACUUCCUUCCUGAAACACCGUAGCUCCACUGUGUCUCAUCUCCCAGCGUGUCCCAGUUUGGAACUGGGUUAUUUGCUUUUUCUUUGUUUUUGGUUUUUAAUCUCUGGUUCCACUGUGGUGCCGUCGUGCCAACUUGACAAAUCAGAAAAGCGAGUGUUUUGGAAAACAAUUUUUUUUGCACGAUCUAUAUACAGACCUCCUCACGUGUAUAUACAGUUUAAACAGUAUGUAUACAGUAUACCUAUGAAACAUCCAACCACAAUUUGCACAAGAUCGCUUCACCUUUCAAUCGUCCAAUCAUUCUGAAGACCAAAGUACUGUGGAAAUCAAUUGACCCUUGUAGACCACCCCUCCCCUGCCCCCCGAACCCUGAACAACACAAAUACAUACGCUCAAGUGUACUCAUGCGGAGUCAGCCGCUAACACAGAUGAUGAAUGUAUUCUUUGCCAACAGUUAAACUGAUUGGAUUGUUUCUCGUGUCAAAUAUAGAUGAUCUGUCUAUAGACCACAAGGGCCGCAUCACAAGUCCACGGAAGUCGUGCAUUUACGGUCACCUGUUGAAUAAGUUGCUAACUUUCUACACUUGUGGGUUUUUUUUUAGUUGAAAUCGGUGUUGUCAGAAUGUGAAAGGCGGGAAAGGACAAACAAAUGUUUGGCAACAGCAGAGGUUAAAUAUUUCAAUCUGUGCCAAAACCAUCCAGUGGAGUGCAAAUCAAGCUAAGGCAAAUGUUGACGUUGACAAGUUGUGACAAGAUUUUAAUAAGAUUUUGUACAAAAAAGUGCAAAAUCGGUAGCGUAGAACCUCCAAAAUUGACACUUGAGCUAACCCCAGCCACAACCCCAAACCCAGUCCUAUAACUCCAACCGCAACCCCAGCCCCAACCUUAAACCCAAGCCCAAUGCCGAACCUAUCCCAACCCCAGCCCCAACCUUUAAACUCAAGCAAAACUCUGAGCCCAUCCCAACCCUAAGCCCAGGCCCAAACCGUUCAACUUUAGAGGUUCCACUGCAGCCUGUAGAAAACUUAUAACUAAUUAUAUAUGUUAUUUUUUCUACUUUCAAAAAUAUAUUUUUGAAAUGAAACAAGUUCAUUUUGACCAGAAUCUAGUGCUUAACAUUUGACUAAAUUCUGUGGAGAACAGACUGGCCAAUGUUGAUUGUUGUGUGAUGAAACGGUACAAAGACAUCUUUUUGAGCGCAGGUAACGCCACAGUCGAGGGCGACGACAUCACAGCGUUUUGUUUUUUUUAUGUAGCUGGACGUCUUUCACGAGCCGAUCCGAAAGCAGAGCAAUGAGCCGGCCCAGAUCGUGGCUUCAGCUCCACAGCAGCCUUAAAAUAUUCCACUUUUUCUGGUGUUCUUUUCUGGGUCUGUCAUCUUUUCAACGUGUGCUUUCUUCUUGUUGACUGACGGGAAAGACGCUGUUAUCCAUGCGGCCGUGUGCGACUGCUUGUGUUGGACUUGUCCCGCGUUCACAGGUCAUCGCUUGUCAGAGCGGCAGAUUCCAAGUUGUCGAUGAGGAUGCUGAUGGGAGUGCUGCUGCUAAUCUGGACUUUUAAAACGCGGAAAGGGAGAGACGGACACAAACGAUAGCGGAGACAUCUCAGCGGAAGACAGGACAGGACAGGACAGAUGCUUUCUUUCUUUUUUCUUGUCAAACCAUCAAAAAGCACAAUAAAGUACCCUUUCUUUCAUCGUCUCCUUUCUUGGACAAAUCAUUCAUGGAUUCUUUCCAUGUUGUGACUGCAUGCAGAUCUCGCUGGAUGCAAUCAUUUGUUCACCCAAGCCAGAUUUACUAGAAACAAAAAGACAUGCCGAGUCAUCGUUUCCAUAGUAAUGAGUAGGGGUGGCUACCGAAAACAGUACUUUUAUAGGCAUCAACUAGGGAUGCAGCGAUAGAUUGGCCACCGAUCAGUAUGGGCCGAUUUCCAAAAAAAAAAAAUCACGUGAUCACGUGUAUGUUGACUUUUGGAGGCUCACGGUAGCUAACGCAGUGCGACAGUUAGAUGGCUAAGCUAAGUUGUUUUUUUCAUAUCAUUGGCCAGUAGCAGGGGCGCAACCAUGAAUACUGGGUCCCAUGAAAAAAGUAAUGUUGCCCCCCCCAUUAUUUAAUUACUAAUUUUUAUUAAAAAUGACCUAUUUUUGGGCCCCCU